AUGAUUCUUGGACCGGACCCUGUGGAAGAGAUGAUAGAAAUUGUCCGGCAGAUCCGAGAAAGAAUCAAGGAAGCCCAAGAUAGGCAAAAAUCUUGUGCAGAUGCUCACAGAACCGAUCUACAAUUCGAAGCGGGGGACAAAGUUUUCCUGAAAGUAUCGCCGUCGAAAAGGUUAACGAGAUUCGGCGUCAAGGGCAAGCUAAGACCACGUUUCAUCGGACCCUAUGAAAUCCUAGAAACGGUCGGCCCUGCGGCGUACAGACUGGCACUUUCGUCGAGCUUCAGAAAUGUGCACAAUGUUUUUCAUGUAUCACAAUUGAGGAAAUAUGUGUUCGGCCCUAAACACAUAGUCCACCAGGAAGAAAUGGUGUUAGAACCGGAUUUGAGCUAUAAAGAGCAGCCAGAAGCAAUUUUGGAUCGAAAAGUAAAAGAGUUGAGGAUUAAGGCUAUUGUAACAGUGAAAGUCCUAUGGAAGCAUCAUGGUCACGAGGAAGCUACGCAGGAACUUGAAGACAAAAUGAAAGAGAAGUACCCGGAGCUUUUUGAAUGA
Molecule: messenger RNA, 549 nt
Organism: Salvia splendens (bonfire salvia)
Lineage: Eukaryota; Viridiplantae; Streptophyta; Magnoliopsida; Lamiales; Lamiaceae
Exons: 1
Coding region: 1-549 (182 amino acids)
Source: RefSeq, a predicted model, not a curated record